UUGCCACGACCUGCUCAGUUCUCGCUGCCCUCGGCUCUCUCGGAACCCCAGAUCGCCAGGACGUACAAGACGUAUGGAGGUGCCCCGCCUUAAUUGCCCACCCUCUGCCGAGCUUAAAGUCAGUACCAGAUAACCCAGUGAUUGACCAUUUAUAGCCCGUGAUACCUUCUCCAGUUCCAGGUCUUCGUCCUCUGAUCUCGUCGUACGUCAUUGCAGAAAUGGCUCCUAUUAACGAUCGCACACUCAGCAUUCUCAUCACCGGAUUUGGUCCAUUCAGCGUCAAGAAAGUUAAUGUCAAGAUCGAAACGAAUCCGUCAUCAGAGCUGAUCCGCUUCCUUCCUGAUACCAUCGCCUUGCCCGAUGGGCCGGACGCUCCACUGACGAAGAGCAGGGAUAACCACGUCUCUUAUCCGGGACUCAAGGCAAUGGUUGAGAAGGUGUACGAAGAGCAAGAAUGGGACUACAUCUUCCACUGCGGUGCAUCUGCCGCGCGCCCCAAAGUGUCCAUUGAGACCCGUGCACGACGUUCGGGGUAUGAGUUGCCUGAUACCGAUGGGCUGGUCACGCCCGGAGGGUUCGCCGUUCCGAAGGGCGAGGGAGAACAGGAGUACGCAACUGCUAUCGACGUUCCUGCACUUGUAGCCCAUUUGGAGGGAAAGGGUUGGGAAGGCAAAGUGCAAGUCAGUAACGACGCUGGGUUGUAUUUGUGUGAAUGGACAUAUUUUCACUCCCUGAAAGCAGCUACUGGAAAGAAGACGAAAGUUUUGUUCAUUCAUGUUCCAAGCCCUGGUGGGGAGCUUGAGUGGACGCAUGAGAAAUUGUCGGCUUGCGUGAAGGAUGCCAUGACGUGGGUCAUUAUGAAAGGCGAGGAGGCUUCGUCGGCUUAAACGAUUGUGUGACAAGGAUUGUGUGGUUACACGGGAUGUACAAUCAGAGGGUGAACGAAGAUAAUGACAGUCAAGAGAUACCGGAUCGUUAUAAAUUAACAAGUCGAUGAUACCACGCCUAGAGUCCAGGACCUACAAAUAGAAUACCGUCUUUGAUAUCGCC
Molecule: messenger RNA, 1050 nt
Organism: Saitoella complicata NRRL Y-17804
Lineage: Eukaryota; Fungi; Ascomycota; Saitoellomycetes; Saitoellales; Saitoellaceae
Product: peptidase C15, pyroglutamyl peptidase I-like protein
Exons: 1
Coding region: 219-887 (222 amino acids)
Biological process (GO): proteolysis
Source: RefSeq, a predicted model, not a curated record